Centropristis striata (black sea bass) is the source of this 4216-nucleotide messenger RNA. RefSeq names its product tromal interaction molecule 2a (gene stim2a). Gene Ontology annotation, biological process: intracellular calcium ion homeostasis; activation of store-operated calcium channel activity; store-operated calcium entry. The transcript is spliced from 13 exons. The record is from RefSeq and is a predicted model, not a curated record. Gene Ontology annotation, cellular component: plasma membrane; endoplasmic reticulum. Gene Ontology annotation, molecular function: protein binding; calcium channel regulator activity; calcium ion binding. Lineage: Eukaryota; Metazoa; Chordata; Actinopteri; Perciformes; Serranidae. The coding region runs from base 413 to 3553 and encodes 1046 amino acids.
CUUUUUUAUCCUGAUUUUUAUUAGGCCCAGGAUGGAUUAAUAACAGCAAUAUCUGUAGUUUUUCCGGAAACCAUCGCUCAUUUUUCGAGUUUUUUUACACACAGCCCUCUGUGUGUUUGGAUGUCUCUCUGCACAUCAUUACUGCAAACUUUCUGACGCGUUUUGGAACUUUUUGUGCGCUUUCAUACACCUCGAGCUGCACUGUAAUCCAGCUUGCCUGAUUUCUCAAGCGAAUCAUCAGUAUCACAUCUCGCUUGUGGCUGUACCUGAAAUAGCAACACAGAUAGCGCAACGCUUUUCGAAAACGGACUUCGGUGCCUCCUAAACUGGGGGCUGGCGCCUUUUAUGUUAUUUCUGCAUCUGUUUUGAAGAGUUUCUCAACUCUGGACGACAACAUUAUCUACCAUCUGAAAUGCUGCCUCUGCCCCCUCUCUUGCUCCUCGUUUUACCCGCUGCGCUGUUUGUGGCCGCGCAAGGCGCCGGGGACCUCCAGGGUUUCACCUUUCACCCCGACCCCUGCAUGGUAGUGUAUCCACCAUGUAUAAGUGAGUCGGACCGCUACAGCCUGGAGGCCCUGCGGAGCAUCCACCAGAUGAUGGACGAUGACCAAGAUGGAGGGAUUGAGGUUGAGGAGAGUGUGGAGUUCAUCAUUGAGGACAUGAAGCAGCAGCAGACCAACAAACACUCACACCUGCACAGAGAAGACCAACACAUCACAAUUGAGGAGCUCUGGAGGGGCUGGAAGUCGUCUGAAGUACAUAAUUGGACUCAAGAUGACGUGCUUCGCUGGCUGAAGGACUUUGUUGAGUUGCCCCAGUAUGAACGGAACUUUAAGGACUUUAGGGUCAAUGGAAACACACUUCCCAGGAUUGCAGCCAAUGAGCCUUCAUUCCUGAGUGGCCAUCUGAGGGUUCAGGACCAGAGAGACAAACAGAAGCUCAACAUCAAAGCUCUGGAUGUUGUUCUGUUUGGACCACCCACACGUCCCCCUCAUAACUACAUGAAAGACUUGCUGCUCAUUGUAUCAGUGGUAAUGGGAGUUGGAGGCUGCUGGUUUGCCCAGGCCCAGAACAAAGCCAGUAAAGUCCAUAUUGCCAGGAUGAUGAAAGAUUUGGAAAGUCUCCAGAGGGCUGAACAGAGCCUCACAGAUCUGCAGGAACAACUGGAGCGAGCACAGGAAGAAAAACGUAACGUCGCCGAGGAGAAACAGAACCUGGAGGACAAGAUGAGGGAUGAAAUCAUGGGGGCGCAGGAGGAGGCUUACCGCCUGCACGAGCUGAGGCAGGGAGCUGUCACUGAGCUCAGCCGCCUCCGAUAUGCAGAAGAAGAGCUGGAGCAGAUCCGCGGAGCACUGAAACAGGCAGAGAAGGACAUGCAGGCUAGCUGGAAUGCCUCAGAGGGCCUCCAGCUGUGGUUGCAGCUGACACAUGAGGUAGAGGUCCAGUACUACAAUGUCAAGAAGCACAGAGCAGAACUACAGCUGGGCAGUGCCAAGGAAGAGGCAGAGAGAAUAAAGAAGAAGAGGAGUUCUGUUUUUGGGACUCUCCAUGUUGCCCACAGCUCCUCUCUCGAUCAAGUUGACCAGAAGAUCUUGGAGGCAAAGAAUGCCUUGUCUGAAGUAACAGCCUGCCUAAGGGAGCGCCUCCAUCGCUGGCAGCAAAUCGAGCGCCUCUGUGGCUUCCCUAUUAUUAGGAAUCCUGGACUAGCAAAUCUCACUGCCCAGCUCUACUCAGACUCAAUCGCCCUGGGACUUCCCAGAGUACCCCAACCAUCUUGUUCAUGCCACAGCUCCCUCCAAGGAUCUAUUGAGGAUCUGUUAGAGGAGUCUCCAAUCUUACAACAGAUCCCUGCAAGUACUCCACCACUAAAACGCUCCCCACGAACACGGGGAUCCACCAUAUGUCGGUCACGUCGCCCUGGCGUGAUCCCACAGCCACCGGCUACCAUGAUCUCUCAGGACCCCGACCUACUAAUCCCAAUCAGAGCCCCAUACCCUUGCGAGGAAGAGGGGCUCUUCCUGAAAACUCUCAAGAAACAAGACUCCCAAGAGAAGUACACAGACACAGAAUAUAUGACUUCAGCUUCUCUGAGCAAAAUGUUCCCUAGUACUACAGUUGACACUUCCUCGCAAAAGAUCUAUCAUGAUGAAACUGAGCUGUUUCCAGACAGCUCCAUUACAAAGCCAUUAAGUAAAGACAUAGAAGCUGUAGUUGAAUCUCCAGUCCGCAAAACUACUGUAGAAGAGCUUGAAUCUUGUGUAGAUGUUUCCAGCAGAAAGAUGGCAAAGGAAAAAGUGGUGGAUACUUCCAUGGAAACCCCUUCUUUGAAGAUGUUCAAAGAAGAGUCUUUGAUAGAAGCUACAUCCAGGAAGAUAUCCAAAGACAGGAAUGAAGUUCCCAUGGAUAUUGCAGUUAGAAAGGUGCUUUCUAAUGAGUUGGAUACAGAAUUUCCAUCCAGGAAAGUAGAGAGAGAUACAGUUGGGGAUUUGAUGGACACUUCUUCAAGGAAUGUAUACAGAGAAAGAAGUGAUUUACCUCUGGAUGUGAGAAAGAUGAUUUGGAAUGAAAUGGAAGCAAAAAAAGAUGUUGCACCUAGGAAGAUAUCAAGAGAUAUGAUGGGGGCUUCAAUGGACAGCGCCUCAAGAAAGUUGAUACGUGAUGAUGUCGAGUUUCCGUUUGACUCAGUAUCCAAAAGGAUUACAAGAGAUGCAAUGGGAACAUCCCUGGACACAGGUUCUAGAAAGCUUCCUUGGAAUAAAGGAGACUGCCAGCUUGAUUCCUCUGUGAGGGCAUUAGCAAUGGACAAAAUGGUUGAAGCGGCUAGAACACCACCAAGAAAGAUAUCUAGAGAUGAGCUUGAGUAUUCUGCUGAUGCUUCCAUUAAAAUGCUAUCCAGAGAAAGAUUAGAAGCACUCAUGGAUACUUCACCCUCUACAGAGAAGCAAGAGUUCGGUUUAGAACCGUCACCAAGUAGGAGGAUACUGAGAGAUGAACUUGAGAUUUCGGCUGGUUCUCUCAGAAGGAGAAUACCAAGAAUGCCAAGAGAUGACCUUGACACUUCGAUAGACACUCCCACAGGGAAAUCCUCCUGGGACAGAGUUGAGGUUUCAGCGGAAAUACCUGAACAAUCAGUUCUGAGUGAGGAGUUGGGAGCAUUCGAAUCAAGUUCAUCUCCAGGUCAAAUUGGACAGCCGGACCUUACGGCAACGUCACAGGUGCCAUGGAAGUCGUCAUCAGACCUUUUCACUGGCCCACUGAGCCAGCUUGUGUAUGAUGGAAUCCUUGAGAAGUCCUGCCACUCCGUGGCUACAUCCCCAACCAGCCUGUCUGCCUCAACACCCAACCUGCCCCACAGUAGGCUGCAAGCUGAGGUGGAGCCACCAUUGCCACCACCAAGGGUCGCCUUCAAAUCUCAAGCAUCGCCCUCUGAGACUAGAGAUGAGAAGAGCAAGCAUAAGGAAAAGAGCAAGAAAUCCUUAAAGCUCAAAAAUCCGUUUAAAAAGAAAACUGAAUCUUCUCCAGAGAAGGUUCAAAGUGGCCUUCAGAAACUCUGACUAUCAACUGAGAAAUUCCUCUUAUUUUCUUUUUCUCAAUAUUUUAUUGGAUCAGAUAAUGAAAAAGUUUUAGAACCUCAUUGAUGAUAGCUCGUACGGAAAGCUGAAGCUGAUUUAUUUUCUGUUAUUAAGUCUUAUCUAGACAUAUGGUUGAUACCAUAUAUUACUUUAGAUGCAUAUUUUUUGUGGCUUUGCCUAUGGUUGAAGGAUUGAAUGAUGUUAAACUGAUGCAACUGUUUUGUAUAACAGAGGCAAUGCUUGAAUUCAGUUUAAACCUCAAUUGAGGACAUUUAUUUGCAGUAGAAAGAAAGCAAUGCAUUUUUUUCUGACAGAAAUGUAUUUUAAUAUAGUGAUGUCCCAAUCACAUUUUCCCCCAAUCCCAAUUUCAAUUAUGAAUCAGUCUAUUCUGACAUUUUCUAUACAGCUACAUGUUCUUAACAAUUAGUAAGGUCAUUUAAAGGUCCUGAAAACCUAUUUUGUCAAUAACACUCUCACUGUGAAUAGUCCCACAUUAACACACAAUUUUCUGACAGAGUUAGACCUAUUUUGUUUAUUUACCAUGACAGAUGUGUGUGUGUAAGUGCUUCUCUCCACUUGGAAAAGUGUGAUGUAAUAUAUUUCCAAGCACCAAUUUGAAUUUGAUGACAGCUGUGGGGUAAUUUC